AACCUACUCGGAAACACGUUGACCUGUCUCCAUAUUUAUCACGACACACGACUCUUCUGAAUUUUUCUCCCAAUACAAAACCCAUUCUUAAUUUCCUUCAUACUCCCUCAAAUUCUCCAGUUCAAUUACUCUCUGCUAAAGAACACCUAAAAUUCACAGCCAUGGAACAUCGUACGUUAGAAAUAAACGUUAUGUCCGGUAAAGAUCUCAACAAGGUCAAUCUAAUCACAAAAAUGGACGUGUACGUCGUCGUUUCAAUCUCCGGCGCCGACGACAGAUCCGACCAGAAAACCAAAACCCACGUCGAUCACGACGGCGACAACAACCCCACGUGGAAUUUCCCGAUCAAAUUCACUAUAGACGAUAACGCUGCUGUUCACACCCGUUUGAAUCUUGUUUUCAAGCUCCGGUGUCAACGUGCCCUUGGUGAUAAAGAUAUUGGAGAAGUUACUGUACCUAUUAAAGAGCUUCUGGAUUCUCCCAAUAGUACAGGAAGCAAACAAUUUGUAAGUUAUCAAAUUAGAAAACCUUCUGGUAAACCUAAAGGUCAACUCACUUUUUCUUACCAAUUUAGUGAUAAGAUUAUUAGCAGUGUCGAUGCUAAAGUUGACCAGCCGGUUACUGCUUAUCCGGCGGUGAAUCCAGCUCCGAUGGUGGGGUCCACUUCCGUAUACCCACCGCCGCCGCAGCAAGGUCCGAGUGGGACAUACCCACCACCUCUCGCCGCCUAUGGUUACGGCGGGAAUGGACCUGCUCCACCACCGCCUAUGGCAUAUCCUCCGCAGGCGGCAGCCGGAGGAGGAUAUGGAUAUGGAUAUCCACCGCAGGCGGCAGCGCCAUAUGGUGGAUAUCCUCCGCCGCCACAACCCCAAUAUGGAUAUCCGCCGCAACAAGGCGGAUAUGGAUAUGGAUAUCCGCCGGUGCAACAAGCUCGGCCACCGAAGAAGAACAAUAAUUUCGGGUUAGGAUUAGGGGCGGGUUUGCUUGGUGGAGCACUUGGUGGAAUGCUAAUCGGAGAUGCAAUCUCAGAUGCUGGAGGUUAUGAUGGUGGAUUUGGUGAUGUUGGUGGAUUUGAUUUCUAAUCUUUUUUAGUUUGAAGUUUUCUUUUUUAGUAGGAAUUAAAUUGAGGAAUUGUAAUUUUGUGAGUUUUGAUGAUAUAAAUUCAAGUGACGUUUUAAUGUAAAAUUCAAUGAAUAUUGUGCAUUUUGGGAGGCAUUUAUCUCCUAUUGCAAUUACAA
Nicotiana tabacum (common tobacco) is the source of this 1238-nucleotide messenger RNA. RefSeq lists its product as uncharacterized. Gene Ontology annotation, biological process: defense response. The record is from RefSeq and is a predicted model, not a curated record. NCBI's taxonomy places the organism in Eukaryota, Viridiplantae, Streptophyta, Magnoliopsida, Solanales, Solanaceae.